GUAUGGUAUCAAUUAUUUAUAAAUAAAAUAUCACUAAUUGAGUCAAAUAUGUAUAACGGAAACCUUAAGGAAGACGUGGGCUUUAUUAUUUCAGAGGAUCUUUAUUAUUUAAGUAAAUACAACACAACAGAACAAUGUGUUUAGACUUUAGAGAUAUAUGCACCGGUGACCGGAAGUUUUAUUGUUUUCCAUACUCCUGAGCUAAAACGUAAGGUUUUGUUUAAGUCUAAAAGGUGAUAUUUAUUUCAAAAUAUUACUCCACAUGCACAGGCACCGCCUCGCCACUUAUCGUUUACAGUACCAAAUAAAAUACCCAAAAUGAAAAUCAAAGUAUCAUCAUCAUCACCUUGAUUAUCAUGCAAUGAGUGCAUUGCCCUAGGCCCUAGUUACACUUAGCUUAUUAUUCCUUACAACCCCGUAUCUUAUUUUCCGCGUGAUUGGUAGAAUCUGAUUUAUGAAAUGAAAACACUCAGACUUAUUUUGACAAUUAUGGUAAUUAUUGAUUACAAACUGUGAUUGAGUCUUGUUGUUAUUUGAGAAAAUGUCGUUCAAGAAGAUACGGCGCAUAGGUAAUUUCAGAACAAAUAAUAUGACUGCGAAAUUUGAUGGAGACUGGGAUGUUGAAAAAUACAGGGAUGAGCACGAAUGUGAGGAACAUUGGCUUUUACGAAAAGCUUUCAUGGAGCGAUGGAAAAAUAAUUAUCCGGAAGAAAGAUUGAUAUGUUUAGCGCGUAUUUUCUGUAAUGUUGAGCUAAUGGGUUGCAGAUAUCCCCCUCUAGUCAUGCAGGAGAUCACACACCUGUCUUACGAGGUUGCACAAAAAUAUCGAGAACAGAGAAAAAAUAAACUAAAACGAACUUUUGUGUCUGCAUCAGUAGCAGCAGGAGACAAGAUCAAACGUAUUAGACGUGAGGCAGGAAAAAUAAUUGUUCAGCCAAAAGUUCCCCGAAUAAAUUUUGUACCUCAAGGCAAUACCAUUGACACUGGCAAUGAUAAAGACAUUAGCGUCAGUGAUAGCACAGGUGUCGCUGAGAAUGGCACAAGUCUCCAUCCCAAUGAUGCAGGUCUCCAUGACAAUGAUUUACAAACAAACAAUGAAAGCUCUGAUGAGUGUAGAAAUGAGGAUGAUGGUACCAAAGUAAUAGGAGAAGUAGAUAACAAGGCAGCCACCUUAAUAAGAGCGAAUGAAUAUUUAACGGAAAUGGUAGAUGUUAAAUGUAUAGAUGUCAAACAGUUUAAUGAGAAGAUGUUUAACACUGAAUUUGGGAAAGUGGUACUGUUAGUCAGGCCAUGGGCAAGGAAGAUGGAAAAUAUUCUAGCUAGUACUCAGGCUUGCGGGGUGCACUUACGCAGUACUUAUUCUGAUGACAUAUACACUCUAAGCUACAAAGGGAAGAUCAUAGCUCAAGCGCCCGGUACCAAAACUGAAUCAAGGAGUAUUGUAGAGAAUCUGGCUUGGGAGAAGUUUCGUAAGAGCGUAAUCAGUGUGCUUAUAAAGGAGCAAUGGGUGGCUCUCGGCGAAACCAUUGGACACAAGGAUGUGGACGGACAGCAGGCGAGGAAAGAAAUGUUCGGGACGCCAGUCGAAAACUCUGUCGCUAUUAAGAUGAUGAAGUUGAUGGGCUGGCAGGGCGGAGGCCUCGGCUCUGAUUCUCAGGGUAUCGCGGAACCGAUCAAGCCUAAUCUUCAAAUGGUGAACCGCGCGGGGCUGGGCAGCGAGCGCACGACGGACAUGCGCGCGCUCCGCAGCUGGGCGCGGCAGCUCAUGCAGCGCUACGCGCGCUCGGACGCGCUGGACGUGGACCUCGUGUUCAGCGCGGACUUCAGCAAGGCCGAGCGCGCCGCCCUGCAUCUGUGCGCGCAGCGGGCCGGACUCGCCUCCAAGAGCUACGGCGAUGGACGCGACAGAUUCCUUGUCGUCAAAAAGAAGAUAGAUCCUUUCACCUUAGUGCGAGCCAUCGUAGAAAAAGGUGGAGUCACACCGAAACACCAACUAUACAUACCAGCUGUACUUCAGGGAAAUUAGACGAUUAAAAUAUUAUGCGGGUUUUAAACUACGAGAGAAGGUUCAAGGUAAUGCAGAAUAAUGAAAACUGUAACAAAUUUCAGCAUUUUAAGUACUUAUAAGGGUCUAAUCAGACGGACCGCAUUUCAACCGUCACACGACUGCACGCCGACUGCAAUUGG
Molecule: messenger RNA, 2187 nt
Organism: Trichoplusia ni (cabbage looper)
Lineage: Eukaryota; Metazoa; Arthropoda; Insecta; Lepidoptera; Noctuidae
Exons: 7
Coding region: 542-2026 (494 amino acids)
Molecular function (GO): nucleic acid binding
Source: RefSeq, a predicted model, not a curated record